ACCGACCAGGCAUGGAAUUGGAGACACUUGCACGAUUCGAGAAGGAUGUGAAGCGGACCGACACCGGGUUCCUGGCGAUAGCAACAGAGGUGGAGAAUGACGGAGAGAAAGCCUCGGAAACUUCAGAAAAAAUCAAGGAAUUACUGAAGGAGUUCCAAGACAUUCUUCCUGACGAUCUUCCGAACGAGCUACCGCCAUACCGAACGCAUCAACACGAGAUCGUGGAGGAACCGGGUUCGAAGCCGACCUUCCGAGCACCAUACCGGCUCAGCCCUACGGAGCUGACCGACAUGAAGAAGCAGAUCGAGUAUCUCCUAGCCAAAGGACUCAUCCGACCAUCUACUUCGCCAUACGGUGCCCCAGUACUCUUCACACCGAAACCGGACGGAAGCCUGCGCAUGUGCAUCGACUACCGAGCUCUUAACAAGCAGACCAUCAAGAAUAAAUAUCCGAUACCGCGAAUCGAUGACCUGCUUGACCAGCUUCGGGGAGCUACGGUAUUUUCCAAACUGGAUCUGCGGUCCGGAUACUGGCAGAUACGGAUGGCGGACAACUCUAUCCACAAAACUGCUUUUCGAACUCGGUACGGAUCGUACGAGUAUUUGGUCAUGCCGUUCGGACUCACCAACGCGCCGGCAACGUUCCAAGCCGAAAUGAACCACAUUCUACGACCACUUCUGGACGAAUGCGUGGUGGUGUACCUGGACGACAUACUCAUCUACUCGCGCGACAUGAAGCAGCACGUCGAACACCUGCGACGCGUCUUCGAAAUUCUUCGACGAGAACGAUUCUACGUCAAACUGUCCAAGAGCGAAUUCGCCCUGGAGAAAGUCCAAUUUCUAGGACACUUGGUGAGCGCUCAAGGAGUUCACGUCGACCCCAAGAAAGUCGAAGCCGUACGUACGUGGAAGACACCCGAGAACGUGAAGGAGUUGCAGCAGUUCCUAGGCUUCGCUAAUUACUACAACAGGUUCGUGCCACAGUAUGCGAAACUCGCGACACCACUCACGAAUCUGCUGAAGAAGAACACGCCCUACAAAUGGGAGACGAAGCACCAGGAAGCCGUGGAGCAGCUGAAACAAGCACUAACGUCCGCACCGGUGCUCAUCUUGCCAGAUCCCGAACGUGACUACGUCAUUGAAGCAGACGCCAAAAAGCGACAUCUGCUACAGUGGGACAGUGACAUCGCGUACCGGAAAGGAUCAACAAAAAUCUGGGUACCCAAUUACCCUCCUUUGCGCCAGUUACUACUCGAAGAAUACCACGACGUCCUGUACGCCGGACACUUCGGUAGCAACAAGACGCUCACCGGUAUCGCCAAACACUACUACUGGCCCCAUAUGGCAGACGACGUCCAGAAAUUCGUCACCUCGUGUGAUACAUGUCAGCGGAUGAAGAGCAGCAAGCAGAAAAAGGCGGGACUACUGCAGCCUCUUCCUGUCCCAGAACAACCAUGGCAAGUGGUUAGCCUGGACUUCAUUACCGGGUUACCACCUACCUCCAGCGGUCAUGACGCCAUCCUUGUCGUCAUUGACAAGUUCUCCAAAAUGGGACACUUCAUCCCGACACACACGACGGCACGCACCGAGGAGACAGCACAGCUCUUCGUUCGUCACAUCAUCUCACAGCAUGGCAUCCCAACUACACUCAUCUCCGACUGAGACCCCAAGUUCACUAGCAAGUUCUGG
Messenger RNA from Closterium sp. NIES-67, 1688 nucleotides. NCBI's taxonomy places the organism in Eukaryota, Viridiplantae, Streptophyta, Zygnematophyceae, Desmidiales, Closteriaceae. The record is from the annotation of a GenBank genome assembly.